CUGUCUGUAUAACCAGAAUAGUGGUAGUAGUCUGUCAUCUCAAAGGGAGAAUGAAAUACCAACGUUGAAAACUGCCAAUAAGGAAUUGUCAGGAAUAUUGAGUAAUCUACGCAAAGUGGAAAAAAGAUUGGAAGCUAUUGAAAGGUCAAUAGACCCUGAUAAUGGUAUUGCAGUUGACUAUAAUGACGAUACAGAUAUCAGCGUGACAUCUGAAGAUGGUAGAAAAUAUCGCCACCAAACAAGUCGGUCUUGGAAAAUGGGAUUGAGUACGGAUAAUUCAGCAGACGAAUGGGAUGACAAUAAAUCUGAUGAUCAAUUUUUUGCAUAACUAUGUGCCAAAAUGGAAUUCGUUAUCACACUCGUAAUUACCG
Saccoglossus kowalevskii is the source of this 371-nucleotide messenger RNA. RefSeq lists its product as uncharacterized. The record is from RefSeq and is a predicted model, not a curated record. Lineage: Eukaryota; Metazoa; Hemichordata; Enteropneusta; Harrimaniidae. Gene Ontology annotation, molecular function: protein binding.